Messenger RNA from Chroicocephalus ridibundus (black-headed gull), 798 nucleotides. RefSeq names its product mitochondrial ribosomal protein L58 (gene MRPL58). The coding region runs from base 59 to 661 and encodes 200 amino acids. Gene Ontology annotation, biological process: mitochondrial translational termination. NCBI's taxonomy places the organism in Eukaryota, Metazoa, Chordata, Aves, Charadriiformes, Laridae. The transcript has 6 exons. Gene Ontology annotation, molecular function: translation release factor activity, codon nonspecific; peptidyl-tRNA hydrolase activity. Gene Ontology annotation, cellular component: mitochondrial large ribosomal subunit. The record is from RefSeq and is a predicted model, not a curated record.
GGCCCGGGCGCCGUUUCCGUGGGGGACGCCGUGGCGGAGGCGCACGGCGGGAGCCAACAUGGCGGCGUACACGCUGCGGCGUCUAUGCCGGCCGCGGCUGGGGCUUCUCGCCGCCCCGUUCUCGCAGCGGGCCGCCGCAGGGACCGAGUACCGGAGCGCCUACAGCCUGGACAAGCUGUACCCGCCGCGGCGGGACGAGGACAAGGCCGGCACCGCCAGCGCCCCGGAGGAGACGCAGCCGGCCGCCCUCGACAUCCCCCUGGCGCGCCUGACCGUGUCCUACUGCCGGAGCAGCGGCCCCGGGGGACAGCACGUCAAUAAAGUGAAUACCAAGGCAGAGGUUCGGUUCCACCUGGCGUCAGCAGACUGGAUUCCAGAAGCUACAAGACAAAAAAUGGCAUCGAUGCACAGGAAUAAGAUAAACCGAGCUGGGGAGCUGAUUGUGAACUCCGAAGAGAGUCGCUACCAAAUGAGGAACCUGGCGAUUUGUCUAGAAAAAAUCAGAACCAUGGUCACGGAGGCUACCGAGACGCCCAAGGUGGUGUCCAAGGAGACGACGCAGAAACUCAUAGAGAGGGUGGAAAAAAUGAAUCGUGAGCGACUACGACAGAAAAAGAUACACUCAAAUAUAAAACAGAGCAGGAAGGCAGACUUUGACUGACGACAGCAGAGAUCAAAGUCCUUGGCAUACCCGUCUUUUUAAAGAAAUGGCAUUGGCAGCUGUAGAUGAUGCUAAACUCAUGAGCCAUAUUGAAUAAAAAUGCUCUAAAAGUGUAAAUAAAAAUAUUUAACAUCUCC